This is a messenger RNA of Callorhinchus milii (elephant shark), 2698 nucleotides long. RefSeq names its product abhydrolase domain containing 17A, depalmitoylase. Gene Ontology annotation, biological process: protein depalmitoylation. The record is from RefSeq and is a predicted model, not a curated record. NCBI's taxonomy places the organism in Eukaryota, Metazoa, Chordata, Chondrichthyes, Chimaeriformes, Callorhinchidae. Bases 28 to 900 code for a protein of 290 amino acids. Gene Ontology annotation, cellular component: plasma membrane; endosome membrane. Gene Ontology annotation, molecular function: palmitoyl-(protein) hydrolase activity. The transcript is spliced from 4 exons.
AUUCCCGGCCGCUGCUCCCGGCCCAGGAUGAACGGCCUGUCCCUCAGUGAGCUGUGCUGCCUGUUCUGCUGCCCCCCCUGCCCGAGUCGGAUCGCGGCCAAGUUGGCUUUCCUGCCCCCGGAGCCGAGCUACACGGCGCUGGCGGAGAGCGGCGGCCGGUGGGCGCUGCGCUUCUCGGAGCGCGCGGAGUGGCAGUACGGUCAGCGGGAGCUCGACUGCACCGACAUCUUCCUCACCCGCACCGGCCGCGGCAACCGCAUCGCCUGCAUGUUCAUCCGCUGCUCGCCCACCGCCAGGUUCACACUGCUCUUCUCUCAUGGCAACGCGGUGGAUUUGGGGCAGAUGAGCAGCUUCUACAUCGGCCUGGGCACCCGGAUCAACUGCAACAUCUUCUCCUACGACUAUUCCGGCUACGGUGUCAGCUCCGGCAAGCCCUCCGAAAAGAACCUGUACGCUGACAUCGACGCUGCCUGGCAGGCGCUGAGAACAAGAUACGGGAUCAGCCCUGAGAACAUUAUCCUCUACGGGCAGAGUAUUGGGACGGUGCCCACUGUGGACCUGGCCUCUCGCUACGAGUGUGCUGCAGUCAUCCUGCACUCGCCCCUUACCUCGGGCAUGCGCGUGGCCUUCCCCGACACCAAGAAAACCUACUGCUUCGACGCUUUCCCCAGCAUUGACAAAAUCUCUAAGAUCACGUGUCCCGUGCUGAUUAUCCACGGGACUGAGGACGAGGUGAUUGACUUCUCUCACGGGCUGGCGCUGUACGAGCGCUGCUUACGUGCGGUGGAGCCGCUGUGGGUGGAGGGCGCAGGGCACAAUGACAUUGAACUGUACAGCCAGUACCUGGAGCGGCUGCGCAAGUUCAUCUCCUACGAACUGGUCAACGUGCAGCGGAACUGAAGAGCAGAAACUACCCACCGCCCACUGUCCGUCCCACAGACAGACAGACAGACAGACCCGCGGGCGGACGGACAGACGUUUCGGAAAGUCUAUUUUUUCAGGAGAGUGUUUGGAUAGCGUGAGAAACACACACAGACAAACAAACAAAACAAAACCAAACACACCCUUUUUUUAUAUAAAUAUUAAAAUCAAUUCUCAAUCUGAGAAUCUAGGGGCCGGGAGGAGGGAGGGGGCGGGGGGCGCGGGAGGAGGGAGGGAGGGAGGAGGGAAGUUUGUGACGUUUUGCGACUGUUCCCAUGUGGCAAUUGGCACAUCGAAAUUGUUACAAGAUUUUGCAAACUUUCCUCCUUUCCCCACCACCCCCCUCAUUUCCCACUUCCCCUCACCCCCCUUCCCCUACUACCCCCAAAUUGGCUGCUGCAGUAGGUUGAACAGGGGGAGAGCUGAGUUGAUAAAACAAUUUAGUUUGAGAAUAAUAAUGGUGAAUACAUCACAAUCUUUGGUGCAUUGUUGAUGCUCUAUUUGGCUUGACUUUUUAUUUAGGGCUAAAACCCGGAUCAGGUCACGAUGGGGCCUGCGCCCCUUUAACAGACUAUUUCUAUCACUGUUUUCGUGUUGAGUUUCAGUGGAGAAAGAAUCCGUCCUCAGUGGGGGUUGCUUUCCACGUCGAACUUUCAUCUCUUUUAAUUGUUUUUUCUUUGUGGGACUUUUUUUUAAGUGCUGAGAUCAGUGUUGUGAUAAUGGAGGGGGGGAGAGGGAGAGGGGAAUAGAGCGAGCAAACAUCUCCACAGGUGCUGAGCCAAAAAAUCAAAGCGGCCCCCAGCCUGGGUUGAGGCAAAACCGUCUCCGCAUCGCAUGCUUGAUCCUUGUUCUGUUGUGGGGGUGGGGGGUGUGGGCAGCAGGGGUAACGUGGGGGUAGGAGAUGGAGCUGAGCCCUGAUGUGGGAGAUCAGAGACUGUGGGUGGGUCCCGGGGGAGAGGAGGUUUAACGGUUUACGUCAUGUUACAUCAGACGUGUAAUCAUUGAGCCGCCACCGAGCCCACAAUCCCAACUCACAUACACUCCCUGCUCCAGAGCCCACCACAGGGAAAUCAUUCCGUCUUCCAACGUCCUGUUCCCCCCUCACCGUGAGAUCUUGGAAUGAUGGGUUGGUGAGACCGUUGCAGGCCAGCACUGUGUGCUCCCCCAUCUUUCCCCCCAUUGCCCCCUUCCCCUGCCUCGGGAACGCACUGCUAAUCACACAUCAUGUUCCCCUCGGUCUGUGCAGCUGUGGGAAUGACUGGAUUUGAAAGGGAAUCUUGGCAGCUCUGCUCGGGGCCGGUCUCUCAGCGCAGGGGGGUACCACGUUGAGAGGAGCACGGUUCGGCCUCUCCCUCUCCUCUCGCCCCCCCCCCCCCGCCGCCACUCUCCACUGGGGUCAGGCUGUUAGGGCAUCGCUCCAUUACCCUUACGAAGACUAGAGACUAUGGGCGGGGGGGGCUUGGCCCGGGGGGGGAGGAAGGGAGGAAAUGUGUUGCGAGAUGUGCUGAUCAUCACCAAUGACAAUUAGCACACCAAACGCAGCAUUUUUUUUCCCCCAUUUUUUUGAUAAGCAGGCGGAUAAUUAUAGGCUGCAGAGGGGGAGGGAGGGAGCCUGGGUACCUGCCCCCCACCCCCAUCCCCGGUUCCCUCUCGGCCUCUCCCCCCAGCCCCUGGCGGUGAUUUCGCCGAUGUACUGUUCUCUAUUUUAAAGCAAUUAUUGUUUGCAACGAUGAUGAAAUCUUAAUGCAACAUUCUAUUAAACGUAUUUAACUGAAAA